Molecule: messenger RNA, 4845 nt
Organism: Formica exsecta
Lineage: Eukaryota; Metazoa; Arthropoda; Insecta; Hymenoptera; Formicidae
Gene: LManII
Product: lysosomal alpha-mannosidase-like
Exons: 20
Coding region: 199-4845 (1548 amino acids)
Biological process (GO): mannose metabolic process
Cellular component (GO): lysosome
Molecular function (GO): alpha-mannosidase activity; carbohydrate binding
Source: RefSeq, a predicted model, not a curated record
AUCGUCGAAUCGACGCUUACGCCUUUGCGUUCGUACUCAUCAUUGGUCUGUAUCAGUCUGCUUUUAUCCGUCACGGUGUACUAUCACAAUGACGCACGCUGGGGCAAGCGGUAUAAGUAUAAAGUGGCAGCCAUCAGUCAUCUCAUUAGUUAGUUACGUACGUUGCGUACGUUUCGGAGGAAGCAGCAGCCUUCAGCUAUGUUGUGGCACGAAUUUCUUGUACUUCUAUCGCUCUUGUUCGCGCAAUACUUCGUCGAUGCGGCGCGAAUACCAAGAGCCACUUUAGAACCGACGGUCACUGAGAACUGCGGUUACAAGGCAUGCCAUGCUGUAGAUCCGACUAAACUAAACAUUCAUAUAGUCUCACAUACUCACGAUGAUGUCGGUUGGCUGAAAACCGUGGAUCAAUAUUAUUUCGGAAGUCGCUCUACGAUUCAAAAGGCCGGCGUGCAGUAUAUUCUUGAUAGCGUUAUUAAGGCUUUGCUGGCUGAUCCUAACAGAAGAUUUAUUUACGUGGAGACCUCCUUCCUCUGGAAAUGGUGGUUACGACAAAACGAAAAAGUCCGGGCCGACGUCAAGAUGUUGAUCAACGAAGGACGAUUGGAAAUCAUCGGAGGAGCAUGGAGCAUGAACGACGAGGCUUGUACUCACUAUCAUUCGUUGGUCGAUCAAUUCACAUGGGGAUUUAGACGACUCAAUGACACGUUUGGAAGCUGUGCCAGGCCGCAUAUAGGAUGGCAGAUAGAUCCCUUCGGCCAUUCCAGAGAACAAGCCUCUCUCUUCGCGCAGAUGGGAUUUGACGGGAUGUUAUUCGGUCGCAUUGAUUAUCAGGAUAAGAGCAAAAGACUGAAUGAAAAAUCGAUGGAAUUUAUUUGGCAGAGCAGUCCGAGUUUAGGCAAGCGAGCGAAUUUAUUCACGGCCGCAAUGUACAACACUUACAGUCCACCACCAGGAUUUUGCUUCGAUGUUCUAUGCGCCGACGAGCCAAUGAUCGAUGACCCUGAUAGCCCGGACUACAACAUCGACAAAAAGAUCGAUGAUUUUCUGAGAUACGCGGUUGAGCAAGCUAAUUAUUACCGCACGAAUCAUAUCAUAUUGACGAUGGGAGGAGAUUUCACUUAUCAGCACGCGGAAAUGUACUUCACGAAUCUGGAUAAGCUGAUAAGAUACACAAACCAGCGCAAUGGUUCUAGAGUCAACGUGAUUUAUUCGACACCCUCGUGCUACUUAAAAGCUCUGAAUGACAAGAAACUUCAAUGGCCAACUAAGGACGAUGAUUUCUUCCCGUAUGCAAGUGAUCCUCACUCUUUUUGGACCGGCUACUUUUCAUCGAGACCAACCUCGAAGUAUUUUGAGCGUAUGGGAAAUAACUUAUUGCAGACAAGCAAACAUCUCGUCGCUUUGACAAACUUGAAGAAUCAUGAUGAGCACUUGGAACACUUCCGCGAAGCGAUGGGUGUGAUGCAGCAUCACGAUGCCGUUACCGGCACUGAGAAGCAAUUAGUCGCGGACGAUUAUGCGCGUUUAUUGUACAAGAGUAUGUCUGACGCCGGAGAAAUAAUCUCGGAGGCCAUAUGGAAAUGGGCAGAAAAGGCGAAUAAAUCGGAACCAUCUUACAAGAUUUUCACGUGUUUGGAGCUGAACAUUAGCUCGUGCGCAUUUUUUGAGGAAAAAGACAAGUUCGUGGUUAUAGUGUACAAUCCUAUGAGCAGAUCUGUCGAUACUUAUGUUCGUCUUCCCGUUACAGGAAAUUCUUAUGAAGUUGAAUCGUUGAGUGACAGUGUGGAUGCAGUACAGAUAGUUCCGAUUCCUGAAAGAGUACAGAAAAUCCCAGGAAGAUCGAGCGCUGCGAUAAAUGAAAUUGUUUUCCGUGCAGGCAUUCCUCCCUUCGGUACGAGAUCCUAUAUCGUUACCAAAAAACCGCAGGAGAAAAUAAUGGAACAACCCAAAGCGAAAUUUAUAAGCAGCGAGUUAUAUAAUAUAUCCAUCAACAAUGACGGUAACGUAAUGAUACGUUGGAACAAACAGAAAGACAUGAAUGUCGUGCAGUCUUUCCAUUUCUAUGAAGGAGUGGAAGGUAAUAACGAGAUCUCUGUAAAUAGAUCAUCCGGCGCGUAUAUCUUCAGACCUAAAGAAACAUCAGCCAGAAAUUUUGUAUACACCGGAUCGUACGAAAUUUACAAAGGUCCUGUCGUGGAAGAAAUUCAUCACACGAUAAACGAAUGGGUCAGCCAAGUAGUUCGGAUCUACCCAAAAGAAGAGCACAUUGAAUUCGAUUGGCUCGUUGGCCCGAUACCUGCCACGGAUAAGAUCGGCAAAGAAAUCAUUACGAGAUACUCAAGCAACUUGGAAACGGACAACGUAUUUUAUACAGAUAGUAAUGGAAGAGAGAUGUUGAAGCGUAUGAGAAAUUAUCGGCCAACAUGGAAUUUGGAUUUGAAGGAACCGAUAUCUGGAAAUUAUUAUCCGGUAACUAGUAAAAUCGCAAUCAAGGAUGAGAAGAAACAAUUAAAGUUAAGUGUCCUGAACGAUCGUGCUCAGGGCGGAAGUAGCUCGCAGGACGGCGCCGUUGAAUUAAUGCUUCAUCGAAGACUUCUCAAGGAUGAUGCGUUUGGCGUUAACGAAGCGUUGAACGAAACUGCGUUUGGCAAAGGUUUAAUAGCAAGAGGCACGCAUUAUCUCUUUGGAGGUAAAGUGAAAAAUGUGGAUGAAUUCGUAUUAAAAGAAAAGGACUUGGCCUUCAAAUUGGCUCUACAUCCCUGGAUCUUGGGUACCUCCUAUAAUUUGAGCAAUAUCAAAAAUUUUGCUAAUGACAAAUUCUGGCUCUCGGGUCUUAAUUAUGAAAUGGUGCCAAACGUGCGCAUUCUUACUUUAGAGCCGUGGAAAGAUGAUACAAUCCUGCUGAGAUUGGAGCAUAUCUUUGAAGUUGAUGAAGCGGAACAGUUCUCUCAACCGAUAGAAGUUGAUAUCCAGAAUCUAUUUGCAACAUUCUCGAUUCAAUCAAUCAAAGAAACUACGUUAGGCGCUAAUCAGCUACUGAGCGAAAAUAAUCGUAUGAAAUGGGAACUAGAGACAAAUGAUGUUAUUCUAGAUGAGGAAGAGAACGUACAACCUGUAGAGAUUCAUAACGAUGGAAUCAAAGUUCUCUUGAAACCGAUGGAAAUAAGAACGUUCAUUCUUAAAAUGGAAGAAGAAGAUAAAAAAGGAAAAGGUUUUCUUCCAACAUCAUGGGCUCAAACUUUAAUCGCGGUUACGCCAAGGGAAGAAGUCGAGAAUGUUAUACUUAAGCACAAAGAUGUCGAACUUCGAGAAAUUAAAAGCACAAGCAAGAUUUCAGCAAACGUCGAGGAUUUUUUCGAUAUAAGCGAGGAGGAUUUUAUUUCCCGUCAACCUCUUCUUAUUAAGCAUUUGAUCAAUUCCAGAGAAUUAGAAACAGAAUCCACCAGAGAUGCAGAAAAUCAAACGUUUCUGCAAGGUGUCCCCAUAGUGGGUAUACCGAUCGAAUAUAAGCAUGAAGCAUCACAAACGAUGUACAUGAGUAGCCCUUGUCCGCCUGCGAAAUAUUCUGAACAUAUCAUAACUUCCCUGAAUGUCGGUCCGAUGCCCGUAUUCAAGAUCAAUCACUCGAGUCAGACUAUGAUUACGAUUGAUCCUAGAACAUCGCAGGACGAAGCAGUAAAUGAUUUAUCACGCCGUACACACGAAAAAUAUCAAGAAAAUCUUGCGGAAAAUAUCGUAGAUGAAGAGGCAAUAAUCCUCGAAAUUCUAAAUUUCUUACUAUCACGCGCGUUUUGGAUAUCUGAUCCCGUCCAGGAUCGGACCUCCGUCCAAGUAAAGUGUCAAGAUACGCAAACCACAAUACGAUACAAUAGCAAUACCGAUAGUAUCGUAUUAGACAAUGAAACUCAAACUAAGCUGACUUGCAAGCCGAGACAUUCAAACAGCAAACUAUUGGCCGAGUAUGAAGAAACAAAGGGUUUCGUGCAAAGCUGUCUUGACGAAUGUCUUAGAGGAAUCGAACCUCGAAUUAUAAUCGACGAUUUGAUUGACGAAAUAAUCAUGAAAGGAGCGAAGAGACUCAAGUACCCAAUGAAAGAUCGAUUGAUCCAAACUGUGGCUAGUUAUAAGUCUCGUGAUAUCAAGGAAGAAGAUGUGCUACGAAAAUUAAAGAUACCCGUGAUAGUCGAUCCUUUCGAAGCGUCAAUCGUGGUCCUGCCACUGACAGAGGACCUAUUGCUUUCUACUUGCGACGAGAUAUCUCGUCGUGCACGAAGCGGUGUUAAGAAUAUCCUAAACUCAUUGAUACGACAGACGGUCUUGACUGGAUUCAAAUUCGCGGAAGUUCGAAAACAGUCGAAUCCCGAUUCCCUUCAGCAAAUACUCGACCGAAGAAGAAGGAAGAUCGUCGAGUCUAUGCUAAAGAAGGAAACGGAGACCGCUGCUACUCAGACGGGACUCACUGGAGUUCGCGAAGUUGCGAAAAUCAAGGAAUCUAAAGACAUCCUGUGUUCAGUUUGCGCCAGACAAUCGAUAUGCCAAUGGUGCGUAGCGGCUCAAGAGCAAGAAGAUUUGCCGCUCCAAAGUACGAAAUUACUGCGUACGCAGGAUAUACUGCUGGCAUAUAAUCCAUGCUACGUCGUCGCGACAGCUUCGGAAAAAGCGAGGAAUCCACAUCUGCAACCGACCGGCUUGAUGAAAAAGAAGGUUGAAAGUUUGACCACUGCUCUGUUAUCCACACCGUGUAAUGUAACACCUGAGGAAACAGGCGAUGUUGUUGAUAAGACUAUUAACAUUCUUAUGACUUCGAAGAAAGACAUCCAGACUCGAGGUACAUUAAUAUAUUAA